AUGCCGAUGGCGGAUUUGCAGUCGGAGGGAAGGUCCGAUCGGGUGGUUCAGCGGCGGACUUCGGCGAUCGGCAAGGAGAAGUUGACGGCGGAGGGGAGCUCGCCUCGACGCCAUCGGGGGAAAAAGACCUCGCCGGGAAAGGAGAAGAAGGAGAACGACGCUGGGGAGCUUUCUCACUCUUCGGCAGAGUUGAGGUCGGCGACAGAAACCGGCGGGAAUAGCCGCCGAGGAAGCUCUUCGCCACCGAAGGGGGUGCUGGAGUCGAAGAGGAAGAAGGAGCAUUCGCCGGGAUUGAGGAUCGAACAGCUAGAGAGGAGAAUCGCGCAAGGAAGGCCGGGACUCUCGAUGGUUUCCUUGGCGGGGGAUCUGAUCGGGUGGGUGUAUCGGGCUCCCGUGGCAGCAUCGAGUGACGAGGACGCAAGGAUAAGGAGGUGGCCGGAACUUCUUGGUGCCGGGUGGUGCGUUCUACACUGA
This is a messenger RNA of Linum trigynum, 474 nucleotides long. Lineage: Eukaryota; Viridiplantae; Streptophyta; Magnoliopsida; Malpighiales; Linaceae. The record is from the annotation of a GenBank genome assembly.